Hibiscus syriacus is the source of this 489-nucleotide messenger RNA. RefSeq lists its product as uncharacterized. The transcript is spliced from 2 exons. Gene Ontology annotation, molecular function: nucleic acid binding; RNA-DNA hybrid ribonuclease activity. NCBI's taxonomy places the organism in Eukaryota, Viridiplantae, Streptophyta, Magnoliopsida, Malvales, Malvaceae. The record is from RefSeq and is a predicted model, not a curated record. Bases 1 to 489 code for a protein of 162 amino acids.
AUGUCUGGGGAUUUAAAACUAGCAGAUCAACAUGUCAAUCUGAAUAAGAGGUAUCUUCCUUCUUCUAGGUGGAGUCCUCCUCCGGAAGGGUUCUUAAAAGUAAAUGUAGAUGGUGCAAUGGUCAAAGGUUGGGAUAAGGGUGGAAUAGGUGGCUUGAUUAGGGAUGGCAGUGGGUUGGUGCUUGGGUCAUUUUCAGAGAAGGUAGGGGGAGGUCCUCCCUUACUCGCAGAGCUUUUGGCGAUCAAUAGAGGGUUGAUUCUUAUUGAGGAAGUUGAAGUUGAUUUCUUUUCAAAUCAGAGGAUCAUUUUGGAAUCGGAUUCUUCCAAUGCUCUAAAGUGGAUUAUUAAUCCGAACCUUAGUACUACUUUGUUUCAAUCCUUGGUAAGGGAUAUAGCUUCUACUGUGGAGAGGAAGGGUAUUAUCACAAGGCUCAUCUCGAGAGCAACAAAUUGGGAAGCGGAUGAAUUAGCUAAAGCUGGUAUAGGCUGA